AUGGAGGGAUAUAGUGCUGCUAUAGUAGCACAAACAAACCUGGAGCCUAUAAUCCAGAGAGCCAUGACUUGGUCCCCACCACCAAGUUUGUUUAAAAUAAAUGUUGAUGGUGCGGUAGAUAAAGCUACUGGGAAGGCAGGCGUGGGUGUGAUUGUUAGAGAUGAAUUGGGUAGGGUGGAGGCUGUAAUGUGUAGAAACCUGGAUGCGCCCUUGGGUGCCAUUGAAACCGAAUCCAAGGCUAUUGAGGUAGGGUUGUUGUUCGCACAAGAUAUUGGUAUUCAGGACAUUGUGGUGGAAAGUGACUGCUUGAUCAUGAUCCAAGCUCUGGAAGGUACCUCUGCUCCUCCAUCCAUGGUCUUGGCAGUUACACAAGGCAUUCUGGAUCUCAGCAUGGGCUUCAAUAAGGUGGAAUUUUCCCACGUUAAAAAACAAGGGAACAGGUCGACUCAUGUGUUAGCAAAACAUGCUCUUGGCAUUACUGAUUUUAUUGCUUGGAUUGAAGAGACACCUUGCUUUUUAGAGCAAGCUCUUAUCCACGAUGUAAUGUUCUAA
Molecule: messenger RNA, 552 nt
Organism: Quercus lobata
Lineage: Eukaryota; Viridiplantae; Streptophyta; Magnoliopsida; Fagales; Fagaceae
Exons: 1
Coding region: 1-552 (183 amino acids)
Molecular function (GO): RNA-DNA hybrid ribonuclease activity; nucleic acid binding
Source: RefSeq, a predicted model, not a curated record